UGUAAGUGUAGGAAACUACAAUCUGAAGAAGCAUUUUGAAAAUUUCGAGAUGAAAUUAGAAAUAAAAUUAUUCAUUGUUUUGGUGAGUGCUGUAACCGUGUGUUUUGGUCAACAGUAUAAGGAUUGGACUUGGUCGGAAAGUUCACCUCUCGAUGACUACGUCAACAGACCAGAUGAUACCUAUGAUUGGACGGUAUUGAAUACGUAUCGUAUUGACACAGACUUAGAUGACCAAGAGGACUGUACCACAUUUGUGGUCAACAUGACGUCACAGACAUGGUUGAAUGAAAGCUACAGUUCCCAACCGAUAUGGUGGCACCACUUGAUCAUCGCAAUACCUGACAACGUCAUCGAUUAUGAACAUGGCCUCGUUUUCAUCAAUGGAGGGAGCAAUAGAAUUCCAGACACCCCCCCUGAUCCAGACAAUGAUUUCGGUGUUAAUGCGAUAUCACUGGCUGCCACUGAGAUACAAGCUGUUGCCGCGCUCCUAAAGCAGAACCCUAACCAACCCGUCACCAUGCCUAUUGCCCCAGAUCCAACACAGCGUCGAAGCGAGGAUUCUAUCAUAGCUGUCACGUGGCGUUAUUUCCUUGAGACAAAUGGAACAGACCCGGAUGUACUUCUGAGAAACCCGAUGACGAAGGCAGUGAUGAGAGCAUUUGAUACCAUAACAACGUUAACAACACAACAUAACACAAGGUUCAACAUCCAAAAGUUUCUACCUGCAGGUGCUUCAAAGAGAGGUUGGACAACGUGGAUGGUGGCGUGUGUCGAUAGGCGUGUUUUUGCGAUGGCUCCCAUAGUACUCAGUGUUUUGAAAUUCCACGAGACAGUGAGUAGCCACUACAGAGCGUAUGGUGGAUGGUCGUUUGCAUUUGGUUCUUAUUGGGUAGAAAACAUCACGCAGUUCUUGAAUGAUCCUCGGACACAGAUGAUGGCCGACAUAGUUGACCCAUAUAGUUACCGUAGCCGUCUUACUAUGCCUAAAAUGGUGGUUCAAGCCGCCGGGGAUGAGUUCUUUAGGCCUGACGAACCAAACUUUUGGUUUAAUGAUCUGAUAGGACCAAAAUAUAUGUGGGUAAUUGAGAAUACUCACCACGGGUUAACGUUUGCGGAGCCAGCACUCUUUUUCAAUAUUGCAGCGUUUUUCAAGGCAACUUCGAAGAAUGAUGUACUGCCAGUAUUUAACUGGACGCUCUCGCAAGAUGCGGCUAAUAGAACGGGAACAAUCGAUGUUUACACCAACCAACAAGUUCCCGUUAGCGUUAGUGCGUGGUAUGCUGAAACUGCUGAUGGGGGCCCGGGAGGAGAGGUUCGUCGUGACUUCCGGUGGGCACGAGCAUCAGAGACCCCUGGCGAGAUAGAAGAGAACCCAGUGUUGUGGAGUGAAGAUGUAAACGCUGUUGAAGUUAUUGUGCCAGAUCGACACUUUCGAGCAACUUUCGCCGAGCCCUCUAGCGGAUGGCUUGGUUUCUUCCUCGAGGUCGUUUUCACAAAUAGCGACGGUGAUGAAAUGGAAUUCACCACUGAGUUGAACGUCAUCCCUGCACGAUACCCAUUCCCAGCAUGCACUACACCUGAAAAUUGUUGGGGUCGGAUUGUCUAGAUCUCAUCAAUCAUGACGUGUAUUUAGCUUAAAAUCCAUACAUUUACCCUGAAAAGAUACAUUUACUGUCAACAAAACUCAUGAUAAAUAUUGAUUAUGAAUGAUUAAAUGUCUGCCUACAUUGACUAUA
Messenger RNA from Owenia fusiformis, 1736 nucleotides. NCBI's taxonomy places the organism in Eukaryota, Metazoa, Annelida, Polychaeta, Sabellida, Oweniidae. The record is from the annotation of a GenBank genome assembly.